Messenger RNA from Seriola dumerili (greater amberjack), 2164 nucleotides. It is a transcript of the gene slc6a20, whose product is annotated as solute carrier family 6 member 20. Gene Ontology annotation, molecular function: L-proline transmembrane transporter activity. The record is from RefSeq and is a predicted model, not a curated record. Gene Ontology annotation, biological process: sodium ion transmembrane transport. NCBI's taxonomy places the organism in Eukaryota, Metazoa, Chordata, Actinopteri, Carangiformes, Carangidae. The transcript is spliced from 11 exons. Gene Ontology annotation, cellular component: plasma membrane. Bases 100 to 1899 code for a protein of 599 amino acids.
CUUUACCGCUCUCACCGCUCCCACCGCUCCCACCGCCCCGCUGACGCGCAGAGCUCCGGCCGCUGAGCUCAGACCUGGACACGUUCACAGGACUCAGACAUGGAGAAAGAUGCGAGACCCAGUUGGGACAACCCCAUGCAGUUUGUGCUGGCGUGUGUGUCGUAUGCAGUUGGACUGGGGAACGUGUGGCGGUUUCCGUACCUGUGUCAGAUGCACGGUGGAGGGGGGUUCCUGAUUCCUUAUUUAAUCAUGCUGUUUCUGGAGGGCGUGCCCUUGUUCUACCUGGAGCUUGCCAUUGGUCAGAAGAUGCGUCUUGGUAGCAUUGGAGCGUGGACUGCCAUCAGCCCAUAUUUGGGAGGAGUGGGUCUUGCUAGUGUUGUGACUUCCCUGUAUCUGUGUCUCUAUUACAACAUCAUCAAUGCAUGGAGUUUCUGGUACCUCUUUCAUUCAUUUCAAUCCGUCCUGCCCUGGGCCGAGUGCCCCGUCAACUCCAACCGAACAGGGCCCAUAGAGGAGUGUGAGAGGGCCACGCCCACCCAGUACUUCUUCUACAGGGAGACACUGGACAUUUCUUCUUCUAUUGAAGGGAACGGAGGUGUUCACACGGGCCAGGCUCUGUGUCUCAUGCUCGCUUGGGUCAUUACUUACCUGUUCAUUGUCCGAGGGGUAAAGUCAACUGGAAAGGUGGUGUACUUCACAGCCACCUUUCCCUACUUGGUCCUCUUUAUCUACCUGAUCCGGGGCGUCACGCUGCACGGGGCCAUGAAUGGAGUCAAAUACAUGUUCACACCCAAGAUGGAGCAACUUGCCGACCCCACCACGUGGAUCAAUGCAGCCACUCAGAUCUUCUUCUCUCUGGGUCUGGGGUUCGGGUCUCUCAUAGCCUUCGCCAGCUACAACCAAUACAACAACAACUUUGAGCAUCAGGCCAUCGUCGUCUCCCUCAUCAACAGCGGGACCUCCAUCUUCGCCAGCAUUGUCACCUUCGCCAUCUACGGUUUCAAGGCCACCAUCAACUAUGAGAACUGCCUGGAGAGGACCCGCAUCCUGCUGCUGAAUACCUUUAACCUAGCAGAGGACACCAUCACCAUGGACACGGUCUUUGAAUGGACUGAGAAGCUGAACGCCACGUAUCCGCAGCAGUUUGCUGAGAUCGCCAACAAACUGGAAACCUGUGACCUGGAGAGUGAACUAGACACUGCAGUGGAGGGGACAGGUUUGGCCUUCAUAGUGUACAGUGAGGCCAUUAAAUACAUGCCAGUGUCCCAGCUGUGGUCAGUGCUGUAUUUCGUUAUGCUGCUGCUGCUGGGGAUGGGCAGCAUGCUGGGAAACGUCACCGCCAUCAUCACCCCGCUGCGAGACUUCAAGAUUGUGUCCUGCAUGAGCAACGAGUUGUUCAACGGUUUAGUGUGUCUGUUCUGUCUGCUGCUCGGCCUCGGCUUCACCACCCCCUCAGGGAACUACUGGUUCACCAUGUUCAAUGACUAUGGAGCCACGUUCUCCCUGCUCUUCAUCGUCCUCAUCGAGGUCAUAGCUGUCAGUUACAUCUACGGGAUUAGAAGGUUUGAAAAAGACAUAGAGGACAUGCUCGGUCAUCGUCCCAACUGGUACUGGAAGAUCAUGUGGGGGUUCACGAGUCCUAUUCUCCUUAUCGGCCUCUUUAUCAUCUACAUCGCCAAGUACAUCCAGGGCGGGACGCCCACCUACCAAGCAUGGAACAAAGAGCUGGGCAAGUCAGUGGUGACGGAGUAUCCUGUCUUCGGUCAAGUCUUCAUCGGCCUGCUGCUGGUGUCGUCGGUCAGCUGCGUCCCCCUCACAGCUCUGUACGUCUUCUGCAGGAAGAGGAAACGCGGGAACCAUCACAAGUGGGAGCGGAGCGUGAACACGGUCUCGACUUAGUGACAGAAGGCGACGGAGCCGUCCUCCAGCUGAACUCGGCAGCAUCACUCAUCUCCUGUUAACAUGGAGCGACUGUGGCAUGUGAUCAGCUGGUGUCUGUGUUUUCUUUCCACUUUCUUCUUCUUCACUGUCACCAAAUGUCUCAUCAUUGAAAACGUUUGGAGCUGAUCUCACCGAGGAGCAGGAGACACGUCUGCUCCUUUAAAAACUAAACCUGGCUUCUUCCCAGUGAAUGUAUUAUUGCAUAAUUUCUCUCAGUGUUAAA